ACCAUGGCCAAGAGAGUAGCCAUCGUUGGGGCAGGUGUGAGUGGACUGGCCUCUAUCAAGUGCUGCCUGGAAGAGGGGUUGGAGCCCACCUGCUUUGAGAGGACCAGUGACAUCGGGGGAGUGUGGAGGUACACGGAGUAUGUGGAAGAGGGAAGAGCCAGCACCUACAAAUCUAUGAUUAGUAAUACUUGUAAGGAGAUGUCGGCCUUCACAGACUUCCCCUUCCCAGAAGAUUUCCCAGUCUUUUUACCCCAUGCUAAGUUCCUGGAAUAUCUGCAUCUGUACACGAAACACUUCAAUCUCUGGAAGUAUAUUCAGUUCCAGACUACAGUGAUCAGCAUAAAGAAGCUCCCUGACUUCUCGACCAGUGGCCAGUGGGAUGUCAUCACAGAGACCAAUGGGAAGCAGAAUUCGGAUGUCUUUGAUGCAGUGAUGGUUUGCAUUGGUUUUGUCACUGAGCCCUUGCUGCCCCUCAAGUCUUACCCUGGUAUAGACAAGUUUAAUGGGGAGUAUUUCCAUAGUCGGGACUACAAAACUCCAGAUGUGUUUGCAGGUAAAAAAGUCCUUGUUGUUGGCAUGGGUAAUUCAGGAGUUGAGAUUGCCGUGGAAGCCACUCGCACAGCAAAAAAGGUGAUGAUCAGCUCAAAUAAAGGUGCUAGGGUGAUGAGUCGGAUGUUCGAUAAUGGCUAUCCAUGGGAGAUGGCGUUCCUAACUCGUUUUUUGUAUCUUGUUCGGAAUUUCCUCCCUGCCCAUGUGACUGGCUGGGUCAUCAUACCUCGAGUGAACCAGUGGUUUAACCAUGCAAACUACGGGGUGGUCCAAAAGGACAGGUCUGUGAUGAGAGACAUAGUAUUGAAUGAGGAAUUCCCUGGAUACAUUGCAAGUGGGAAGGUGUCUAUCAGACCUGGUGUGAAGGAGUUCAAGGAAAACUCUGUUGUGUUCAAGGGCAGUCAGGAGGCAGAGGAAGUAGAUGUUGUUGUCUUUGCCACUGGAUACAAAGCUUCUUUUCCUUUCAUUGAUGAGUCCAUCAUCAAGGUUGAAAACAAACAUGCCUCCUUGUACAAAUACAUUUUCCCACCUCAGCUGGAAAAGCCAACACUGGCCGUCAUAGGCGUCCUUAGGCCUUUUGGGCCAGUCAUGCCACUUGUGGAAACUCAAGCACGCUGGGUCACCCGAAUCUUUAAUGGCUUAUGUAAAUUGCCUCCAGUGAACACAAUGCUGGAAGAGGUCCAUGAAAAGAAGAUAAACAAGUCCAACUGGUUUGGCUUCAACUUUGAUGAGGUUCAGAAGAUUGAUUGGCUUUUUUACAUGGACCAAUUGGCCUCCUUAAUCGGCAUAAAGCCCAGUGUACCAGCUCUACUUCUCAGCGAUCCAAAAUUGGCCAUUAAAAUCUUCUUUGGGCCUUGCUCUCCCUACCAGUACCGCCUGGUUGGGCCAGGGAAGUGGGACGGAGCCAGGAAUGCCAUCAUGAGCCAGUGGGAGUGGACCCUGAAGCCUAUGAGAACCCAGGCAGUAGAAGACCAGUCCAGUUCCUUUGGAUACUUGCUGAAAGCCCUUUCCCUGUUUGCAGUCUUUGUUGGGAUCCUCUAUGGUUUCAGUUUGUUCUGA
This is a messenger RNA of Eublepharis macularius, 1608 nucleotides long. RefSeq names its product flavin-containing monooxygenase 1-like. NCBI's taxonomy places the organism in Eukaryota, Metazoa, Chordata, Lepidosauria, Squamata, Eublepharidae. The record is from RefSeq and is a predicted model, not a curated record. Gene Ontology annotation, molecular function: flavin adenine dinucleotide binding; NADP binding; N,N-dimethylaniline monooxygenase activity. Bases 4 to 1608 code for a protein of 534 amino acids. The transcript is spliced from 8 exons.